This is a messenger RNA of Oldenlandia corymbosa var. corymbosa, 6243 nucleotides long. Lineage: Eukaryota; Viridiplantae; Streptophyta; Magnoliopsida; Gentianales; Rubiaceae. The record is from the annotation of a GenBank genome assembly.
AUAAAAUCAACAACGACCGAAUCCUAGGUCUAAUUUCAUUAGUUAACAUUUUCAAUUUCUUUGACUAUCCAAUCUCUUCUCUUCCUCUCACUAGAAUUUUUUUGAUCUUCAAACGACCUACUGAAAAUCAAACAGGGGAAUUGGUAUAUACGUAAUCGAAUCUUUUGUUACAAUUCUGUGAAUCUGACUGUAUUCCGGAUCGAUCGGUGUGAUACGACGAAGAUGAUAAAGGAGCCCUAGUUGAAUCUAAUAGCCUUUGCUUUUUGAUUAGGGCUGAUUUUAGGGUCUCUGAAAGAUCUGGAUUUGCUAUUGUUGGUGAUUAUAUUCGAUCUUGUCGUAAAGAAUAGAGCUGAGGUCUAUUCGCAACUCAGAAGCCAAAAGAAAAGAAAAGAAGAAUUUUGGUUGUAUUUAAUAAAUUAAAGAAUUAAAGAGAAGGGACCGGAGAACAAAGGAAGAGUAAGAAGAAAACCCUAGGAUUUGGGGGAAGAGAAAAGAUGGAAGAAUGUGCGACCGUGCAGAUAAUUCACGAUGUCGAAGAAGGGGAGAUCUCUGAUUCGGCUUCCUCUGUCGAGGAAAUCAGUGAGGAAGCGUUUAAGUCGCCAACCUCGCAGCCACCACCUCCUGCUUCAUCCGGCGCCGCCACGGCUGCUAAUCCGUCAGUUUCUCUAUUAAAUUCUAACUCUGUCAACGAGUUUAAUAGCAAUGCUAACCUUAACAAUAAGCAGCAGCCGCAGCAGAGGGUGUGGACGAUGAGAGAUUUGUAUAGUAGUUAUCCCAUGUCUAGAAAUUAUUCUUCCGGUUUGUACAACUUGGCUUGGGCUUCCGCAGUGCAGAAUAAGACUCUGGAUGAGGUUUUGGUUGUGGAGUAUCAGAAAGCCGAAAAUAAUGUUGGCAAUUUUAAUUUGAAGCGCGGAGGCGCCGCCGCUGAAUUUUCAGUUACAGCUCCGGCUGCAGAAGGGGAGAAUCCGGAAGACAAUGGUGUAGGGACUGUAGUUUCUGGCGCAGGAAAGGAUGAGGAGGAGGAGAAAGAGGAGGGGGAGUUGGAAGAAGGUGAAAUUGAUUUUGAUUCCGAUAUGGUGAUUGAAGUCAAUGUGGAUUUGAGCAAGGCUGAGGAGAAGGAAAAGGAAGAUCAAAACGAAUCUGUCCUGGGUCAAGAUCAAACUUUUGAUCUAAUCAGGAAAAAACUGCAGACUGUGACUACAGAGGAGGCUGAGAAAUCAUUGGACGAAGUUUCAUCUAGGAUUGAUAAUGUGUUGGACAGUAUUGAGGAAAUGACGGAGAAGGAUUUAUUGACUGCUAAAGAUGUCAUUGCUCCACUUGCAUUUCACGCUAUCAAGACCGUGAAUACCGUUUUCUACUCCAUGAACUACAUUCUGGAAGAAAGCAACAAAGAGACAAUGUUAAGGUUGCUACUUAUUCAUUUUUCUUACUUCUUCUUGUCUUGCAAAUGGAACUAGAUGGUUACUUAUAUAGACUAUUAUUGCUAAUGUGACAGGUUAUUAGCUCAUGCGUCUAACCUCAAGUGUCCUUUGUUCUCUUUGGAGCAGCUGAAAGAGGUUGAUUAUUUAUUAUAUGACAUUUUUAUAAUUACUGUAUCUUAGUUCGGCAACUUGUAAUCUCAUUGCUGGCAAUUGCAGAUAGAAGAUAUGGUUUCUACUCUUGAUUCUUCAUUCAUGUCUUUGGGUAUGAAAGAUGCUAGUCUGGACAAAAAUAUUAUAGAAGCAGAGGGAAUAUCAAAUAGUGAUGCUGCUUUGCUGUCCGGAGUUCCGAAAGACAUUUUUGAGUCCGUCAAAGUUCCUGCUGAAGCAUCUGAUAAAUCCGAGCUGCGAACAUUUCAAGAGAACACAAAAUCAAUUAAUUCUAAGUGGAAGGGAUUUUCCCUUCCUCUACUAGAUCUUCACAAGGAUCACGAUAUUGACAGUCUCCCGUCACCAACACGGGGAGGUGGACCAUCUUCUUUCCCCAGUGAUAAAGGGAUUGCAGUGGGUAAUGGGUUAUUGAAACCAGAGUGGCCUGUUCCUAGGGUAGUUCUUGAUAGGGAGACUGUUCCUUUACAUCCAUACGAAACUGAUGCUGUUAAGGCUGUUUCUUCUUACCAACAGAAAUUCGGAAGAAGUUCCUUUUUUAUGAAUGAUAGGCUCCCAAGCCCAACCCCUUCGGAAGAAGGUGAUACUGGGGAGGGUGAUGUUGGUGAGGAGGUCUCCAGCUCUUCUAACAUGCAUAUGAACCCAGUCAGUACACCAUUGGUGGGUUUAUCAAAUAUUUCUUCUGCUCCCAAGAUGGACAUUACUAGUGGGCGAGGACUUAUUGGUGCUUUGUCCAAUGCAAAUUAUGGCUCCAAUCCUUCUUUAAAACCAUCUUCAGUUAAAAGUAGAGAUCCUAGGCUUCGGUUGAUCAGCCAAGAACAGAAAGUGGACUCUGCCGGUGGCAUGAUAAAUUCAAAAAAGCAGAAGGCCAUUGAAGAUCUUGCUUCGAGUGGGCCUGCACUGAAAAGACAUAAAAAUGAGCAGACUGAGAUGAAUAUUGUGCAGACUGUGUCUGGAACUGGUGGUUGGUUGGAGGACAGAGGCAUAGGAGGUUUAGGGGAAACGAACAGAAGCCACGAAUCAAAGAGAAGUGUAAAUGAUCCUCGGAGAAGACCUGAAUUUGCCGUGACUGGAGUCAGUUCUACCAGCAGCAUUCCGAAUAUAACAUCCAACUCAAAUGUGAAGUUGCCAGGGACAAGUUCAAUCCCCACAACAUCCCUCCAAUCUUUAUUGCAAGAUAUUGCAGUUAAUCCCUCUAUGUGGAUGAAUAUACUUAAAAUGGAACAGCAUAAGUCAGUUACUCCAUCACAAACUAUGACUCAGCCCAUUAUGUUGAAUUCACAUGCUGGCCCUGUUCCAUCAACAAGUGUGGUUGCUUCAAGGCCUCCUGCCCUUGGUGAAAAAGUAGCAGUAAUAAAUCCGACGACUCCACACAUCCCUUCGGUGGAAGAACUGGGAAAAGUUCGCAUGAAACCUCGUGAUCCUCGCCGGAUUCUACAUAGUAGCACAGCCCAAAGAGGAGGGAACAUGGAAUUGAAUCAAACUUUAAACAAAACCAAUACAUCCAACACUCCGGGGACUAUGGGCAUCACGAAUAUCCAAGGGCUGGAUGAUCCACUUGAUAACAAGAACAUGGCUUCCCAUUCCAUUGCUCUGCCAGAUAUCACUCGGCAGUUCACUAAAAAUUUGAAAAAUAUUGCUGAUAUGUUUUCUGUUUCUCAAACAACUUCACCUCAACCAGUAGUUCCGAAGAGUACUUCGCCCCCACCAGUUCUGGAGUCAGGUAAUGUUCAGAAUGUGCCUGGACAGGAUGGUCAAGUUACCUCAGGCUCUGCUCAACUACAGAAUGACUGGAAUGAUGUUGAACAUCUGUUUGAGGGUUUUGAUGACCAGCAGAAAGCAGCCAUCCACAAAGAGAGAGCUAGAAGAUUGGAAGAACAGCGAAAAAUGUUUGCCAAACGGAAACUCUGUCUUGUCUUGGAUCUGGAUCAUACUCUUCUCAAUUCAGCAAAGGCAUGGGGUUUUUACUUCUUAAAACAGUGUUUGAUAUGUAAACACCAUAUUAGCAACUUUUUAGAGUGGUAUCAUAAUCGCAGCCCUUUUGUUUUUCAGUUUGCCGAAGUUGAUGUGAUGCAUGAUGAGAUGCUGAGAAAAAAGGAGGAACUUGACCGUGAAAAAUCGCAUAGACAUCUAUUCCGGUUUCCUCAUAUGUCAAUGUGGACUAAACUGAGACCAGGGAUCUGGAACUUCUUAGAAAAGGCUAGUAAGCUGUAUGAGCUGCAUCUCUAUACUAUGGGAAAUAAGCUCUAUGCCACGGAAAUGGCAAAAUUACUUGAUCCAAAAGGGGAAUUGUUUGCUGGACGAGUCAUUUCAAGGGGAGAUGAUGGAGAUCUUCUUGAUGGUGAUGAAAGGGUCCCUAAAAUCAAGGACUUGGAGGGAGUGAUGGGUAUGGAAUCCUCCGUUGUGAUUAUAGAUGAUUCUGUUCGAGUUUGGCCACACAACAAACUAAACUUGAUUGUUGUUGAAAGGUAUAUUUAUUUUCCAUGUAGUCGGCGCCAAUUUGGUCUUCCUGGUCCAUCUCUUCUUGAGAUUGAUCAUGACGAGAGAGCGGAAGAUGGUACUCUAGCUGCUUCUUUGGCUGUCAUUGAAAGAAUACAUCAGAUGUUUUUUGAACAUCAGUCAUUAGAUGAAGCUGAUGUUAGAAACAUCUUAGCCUCAGAACAGAGGAAGAUAUUGGGUGGUUGUCGAAUUUUGUUUAGUCGGGUGUUUCCUGUUGGUGAAGUCAAUCCACAUUUACAUCCAUUGUGGCAAACGGCAGAACAGUUUGGUGCUAUUUGCACAACGUCUAUAGAUGAUAAAGUCACUCAUGUAGUCGCCAACUCACUUGGAACCGAUAAGGUGAAUUGGGCUCUUUCCACUGGGAGAUUUGUGGUACAUCCUGGCUGGUAAGAACUGUUCCUACUCCAUUAAAACACAUUUUACCUUCGAUGUUCGAGUAGUAAUCAUUUUUGAAUGUGAAACUGCCUUUUAUUUUUGAAUAAAAACUUGUUGAAAGAAAGAAAAAUGAAACCACGUUGCAGGGUUGAAGCAUCUGCGCUGCUAUACCGGAGAGCUAAUGAGCAGGAUUUCGCUAUUAAACCAUAAAACAUCAACAUCUGAUUGAAGCAUCAGCCCUUUUGAUUUUUUAAUACUGGGUUCUGGAGUUGAAAUUCUCAACUCGGAAUCGGCCCUCAAAGCUCACCUGAGCUGGUGGCUGACCUUACCGGGAUGAUGCCCUUUUACUUGGACCAAGCUGUUCUUUGACAGCCUAUAAUGCUUGGGAUUGCGGUGCUGACCUGGGAGAUUCCCUGAAGUUUAGUUUCUCAUCAAUGCCCCCCACCUUAACUAAAUAAUUUUGAAGUAAAAUUGGAAAAGCAAAGGUUGGGAGCAGUAUAAAAAUGGAGAAUGAUCCAUAAAAUCUCCAUGAAACUUUUGACCAAUCAAGCUAACCAAACUUGAGGAUCUUAACAAAAAGGUCUAAACUGAAAGAUUAUGCAAAACCCUAAUGAAGGGAAAUGUUUUCAAAUUGUGUAGUAGUGCAUGGGGAAGAGGAGGGGGAUAUGUGAAGCCUUCAAAAAGGAGGGUGAAAUGUAUUAAAUCUUGAAAGCAUUCAAAUUUGAUGCCAACUUAAUGUGGGGGGUUCUAAUGUGGAGAGAACUGAAAAGAUCCAUUUUUCACUUGUUAAUUUUGUCCUGUAGGGUUCAUUCUUGUUGUAGUGUGAUUGUAAUUUAUGAAGAAACCAAAAUAUGGUACUGGGGAAAAAAAAGAGGCAAAAUAAUCCACCAUUGCGGUCUAAUUUAGGGACAAGGAAUAUAUAAUUUUCUUCUUCUUCUUCUUGUCUGUAACUUUUACACGAGCUUGAAAGUGGUCAAAGUCUUUGGCCUUUCCUUCUCCGCGCCCGCUCACGCUUCGCUGACUUAUCGCGUGGUAAAAAGAACAAAGUACAAAAGAAUAGAUCGAAGGAGGUUCGAACUCCCCUUGCUUGCUUUGUCCCAGUGACUGAGAUAUAACUUCAAGUAGUAAAUUCAUGAAUAUCCUGAAUUUUAUGGAGAGAAAAAAGGACGGUAUUUCCAAGAGUAUUUUUAUCCAUGUACUGUUCCUUAUCGGCUACCGCACACACUGAACUAACAAGGCCAAAGUUAACAUCCAUGAACAUCCAGAAGGGAAGCAAAACUUCUAAACAUUACAAGGAAAUUUUUUUUAAUCACUACCACCUACAUGAUGGAUGAAUCAAUGAUCUUUAAUAUUUUAACAGACCAUUGUUUUUGCAACAAAGAUUGCGAGGCCUGUGUUAAUCUGAUUUUCAGGCUACCAUUAUGGUAAAAAGUAGUGCUGAAGAAACAUAACUGAUUCUUAUAACAGAUAUAUAACAGAUUGUUACAAUAAACGUGACUUUUAUUUGAGGAAAACAAAAACUGUACUACAUGUAUUGUUUCUUAUAAUAUCAUUAUCAUAGUUGAGUAAAUGUGACUUUUUCACAUAUUUGAAUGAACGUGACUUUUAUUUGACAAAAACAGAAGACUUCACUAGUCACUUCAUGCCUUGUUUUUUAAGAUAUCAUAUUUGAGUAAAUGUGACUUUUUCUAGAAGAAAUGACUACAACGCAUGGUUAAAUGUUUCCCAAUAAAACCAAGAGUUUGCCUUUAAACUUGUGGGGGGAAGAAAGCUUUUUCAAGAG